Molecule: messenger RNA, 2086 nt
Organism: Panonychus citri (citrus red mite)
Lineage: Eukaryota; Metazoa; Arthropoda; Arachnida; Trombidiformes; Tetranychidae
Gene: Nop56
Product: nucleolar protein 56-like
Exons: 2
Coding region: 127-1938 (603 amino acids)
Cellular component (GO): box C/D methylation guide snoRNP complex; small-subunit processome
Molecular function (GO): snoRNA binding
Source: RefSeq, a predicted model, not a curated record
UUGGGGUAAAGUGAAUUCGGAAAUGUGUUUGGUUUCUCCAAUUGUUGUUUGGAUUUAAUUGUUUCUCUUUUGGUUUUUGUUCUAAUUAAUUGAUUAAAUUGUUGUUUAAUUAAUAUUGUAAUUGUGAUGGUUGUUGCCCAUUUGAACGUUCUCUUUGAACAUGCGGUGGGUUACGCUUUGUUCAAGGUUGAACAAUAUGAAGAAAUUGCUUCAAGUGUACCCAAAGUGGAAAAAGCAUCUUUACAAUUUAACAAUUUUAAGAAUAUGGUUAAAUUAAUUUCUUUUUCACCCUUCAAGACUGGAGUAAGUUCAUUGGAAAAUAUGUUAGCUUUGUCAGAAGGUUAUCUACAUGAAGAUUUACUGGUUUUCUUGGAGAAACAUGGAAAAAGUAAAAUGAAUUUAGGUGUUGCUGAUCCUAAAAUUGGAACUGCUAUUCAAGAAAAAUUUCCUUAUGUUAAUUGUCAACAUACAGGAAUUAUUCCUGAGCUUCUGCGAGGAAUUCGUCUACAUUCUGAUAAAUUACUUGGAGUAUCAGCAAAAGCCGCCAUUGAAACAUCUGAAGCUGGUUUGGCCCGAUCUUUUUCCAGAAGCAAAGUAAAGUUUAAUGUUAAUCGAGCUGAUAACAUGAUUAUCCAAAGUAUAAGUUUAUUGGAUCAAUUAGAUAAAGAUAUCAACACUUUUUCCAUGAGACUAAGGGAAUGGUAUUCCUAUCAUUUCCCAGAAUUAGUAAAAACAGUUAAUGAUAACUAUCUUUACGCUCGUGUUGCUCGAUUAUUAGGUGACCGUAAACAAAUGGAUGAUACGGUGAUUUCAGAAGAAUUGAAAAAGCUAAUUGAAAAUGAAGAAACUGUUAAUCAUAUUAUAAGUGCUGCUAAGAGCUCUAUGGGUAUGGAUAUCGCCCCAAUAGAUCUUAUUAACAUUUCAAGUUUCUCAUCUAAGGUUAUUAAUCUUGUUGAAUAUCGGCGACAAUUAAUGGAAUAUCUUCAAAGUCGUAUGCACAACGUGGCUCCUAAUCUAUCCGCUCUCAUCGGAGAAACGGUUGGAGCUCGACUUAUUUCCCAUGCUGGUAGUUUGAUCAAUCUCGCAAAAUAUCCCGCAUCAACUGUUCAGAUUUUAGGAGCUGAAAAGGCCUUGUUUAGAGCUUUAAAGACACGUGGUAACACUCCGAAACAUGGACUACUUUUCCACUCAGGUUUUAUUUCCAGAGCGGGAACGAAAAAUAAAGGUCGUAUUUCUAGAUUCCUUGCUAAUAAGUGUUCCAUUGCCUCCCGAAUUGAUUGUUUCAAUGAUACCCCAGCCGAUGUGUUCGGAUCAACAUUAAAAGAUCAAGUUGAAGAGAGACUUCAAUUCUACGAGAAUGGAACUGUUCCUAAAAAGAACAUUGAUGUCAUGACUGAGGCCAGUGAAAAAGCGAAAAUACUUGCCGAUAAAAGAGCAAGAAAACUGGCCAAGAAGGCGAAGAAAGAAGCUGCAAUCAAAGCUGAAUUCGAUGAAACUGUUUCAGCGAUGGAAACUGGUGAAGGAGAAGGCGUUGAGCAACAAAAGAAAAAGAAGAAAAAGAAACAUGAUCCCGAAGGUGGAGAUGAAGAGAAUGGCCACCAAGAAGAGAUGGAAAUUGACCAGGAAUCAAGUUCGAAGAAAAAGAAGAAGAAGAAGAAAAAUCUUGCGAACACCGAAGACGAAAAUGGUUUACCCAAUAUUCAAGAUGAUACCACUGAACAAAUUGAAACCGAAAGCGCUAAGAAAAAGAAAAAGAAACGUAAAGCUGGAGGAGAAGAUGAUGUUGAUCAAAUUGAAGAAGACAAUUUUGGUAAAUCGAAUAAGAAGAAAAAAUUCUCCGAAAGUGACGAAAUGGCUGCAAAUGACGAAUCUCUUGUCGAAGAGACUCUCAGUGCCAAAAAGAAAAAGAAAAAGAAACAAAAGUUACAGGAAGCCUGAAAUGAUUGACCUUUAUUUUAAAAAGACAUCGAUCUCAUUGAGAAUUGAGUAUAUGAAUAAUUCUGGUUGACAUUAUUUUGGGAGCUAUCAUUAUGUAGACAAUGUUGCAUAAUCUGUAAAAAUACACAUUUUGUUUGAAAACAGCAAA